AUGCCUCAAAAGACGUUUAUUCCGCUUGAAAACAACCCUGAAGUCAUGACCAAACUGGCCCAUCGACUGGGACUGUCUCCGGCACUCUCUUUCCACGAUGCAUACAGCCUGUCCGACCCUGAUUUGAUGGCUAUCUUACCUCGACCAGCCAGUGCCCUGCUGUUCACCUACCCAAGUACCGCAACCGCUGAAGACCACUACAACAGGACCAACGAGGCCGAAGGAGGUUACGAAGGUUCAGGCCGCGGGGAACCCGUCAUGUUCUACCGCCAAACAAUACAUCACGCCUGUGGCCUCAUAGGUCUCCUGCACUGCACCACCAAUGGGAUGGCGGCCGACUUCAUCCAGGACGGGAGUGAUCUCGACAAAUUGGUCAAAGAUACAAUUCCUCUCAAACCUGCUGAGCGAGCUCAGUUCCUCCAUGAUUCAGAAAUGCUGGAAACAGCUCACGCCACGGCCGCAGAGUCGGGUGAUAGUACAGCGCCGCCGCUAGGAGAAGAUCCUGGCCAUGCUUUCAUUGCAUUCGUUAAGGGCAAAGAUGGCCACUUGUGGGAGUUGGAAGGGAGAAGAAAAGGGCCGGUCGAUCUUGGUGUGCUUGAGGGGGAUGAGGAUGUAUUGAGUGACAAAGCGCUUAGCUUGGGACCCCUUCCAUUCCUGAAGCGCGAGGAGGAGGCAGGUAGCGGUGACUUCAGAUUCAGCUGUACCGUGCUUGCUCCGAGUAUUGAGGAGUGA
Molecule: messenger RNA, 732 nt
Organism: Cladophialophora psammophila CBS 110553
Lineage: Eukaryota; Fungi; Ascomycota; Eurotiomycetes; Chaetothyriales; Herpotrichiellaceae
Product: ubiquitin carboxyl-terminal hydrolase L3
Exons: 2
Coding region: 1-732 (243 amino acids)
Biological process (GO): protein deubiquitination; ubiquitin-dependent protein catabolic process
Cellular component (GO): cytoplasm
Molecular function (GO): cysteine-type deubiquitinase activity
Source: RefSeq, a predicted model, not a curated record